AUGGUUGCCGUCUUUGGUAAAGCCUGUGAGAAAAAUUGGUCUUCCACUAAAUCUCAUAACGAUGUUCAUGAGAAACUGAUUGGUUAUGUACGCUCCAGCGUUCAACAGAAUGAAUAUCUCCGAGUGUUCCAGUUACGUGUGUUUGGAUCAGGAAAUCAACGUGAUUCCGUGGCAGACCUUGGCUUCACGAUCCCAAGGAGCCGCAAUGGCCCAACCAGCAAGUCUCGAAAAAGAGAGGAGAAAUUGGAGAUUGUGCUAGCACCAGCAGAAUUGGUGAAGACGAGUUGUCCAAGUAUCCAAGUACCCACAAUUAGAACGAUAUAG
This is a messenger RNA of Angiostrongylus costaricensis, 324 nucleotides long. The record is from the annotation of a GenBank genome assembly. Lineage: Eukaryota; Metazoa; Nematoda; Chromadorea; Rhabditida; Metastrongylidae.